ACCCACGACCCCUCUUUCCCUUCUCUCUCUCUCUCUCUCUCUCUGUCAUUCCUCCUUUUUCUGAGAGAUUCUAUUCUUCAACACCCCCAUCCAGUGCUAGCUCCAUCUUCUGUGUCUUUCAGUCUUCACCCACGACUUGUCCUUAAUUUGUAGGGCGUAUUGCCCUACACAAAUCAGUCAAAUAUCGUGUCCUUCUUCACAGGGCAGAGCAGUGCGUGCAGCUGGGAGUACUGUACGCUUUUACCCUGGAACAAGUAGACGCACAGUGGUGAGGAUGAAGGAGAGUGGAAGGAAACAGGGCGCACCCUCGCCGUGUGCAGCCUGCAAGCUCCUCAGAAGAAGGUGUGCCCAGGACUGUGUGUUUGCUCCAUAUUUUCCCGCAGAUGAACCUCAGAAGUUCGCCAACGUUCACAAGGUGUUUGGUGCUAGCAACGUCAACAAGAUGUUACAGGAGCUACCGGUGCACCAACGUCGAGAUGCGGUGAGUAGCAUGGUGUACGAAGCAAAUGCAAGGGUACGUGACCCGGUGUACGGAUGCGUGGGGGCCAUAUCAUCUCUGCAGCACCAAAUUGAUGUGCUUCAGACCCAAUUGGCGCUGGCGCAAGCGGAGGUGGUGCACCUCCGAGUUCGCCAAGCUGCGACAUUGUCGACUUCUCAUGCUGCAUUUAGCCCCAGCGACAGUGGUUCCCCUUCCUCCAAGCUCGUCCCUACUCAAACCAAGCCACUAUUCGACAUGGACAUGGUGGUUGACCAGGCCAAUUUGGGGGACCAUGUGUGGUGAUUUUUUUCCAAGGUUUCUCUCUUUUCUCCCCCCCGUCCUCCCUUCUCUCUCUCUCUCUCUCUCUCUCUCUCUCUCUCUCAUUGUCGCCUUCUUGGAUAUUAACUCGUUUUUUAUAUUGUUAGCAGAGGCUAGUGGCCACUUCUAGCAGAGAUCGCUCCCUCCACAAUCCAUAUCUACUUUGGUUUAAAUAUGGGUCUGUGUCAUUGACAAGAUUGUAUAUACCUUUAAUUUAAAUAUAGAUAUUUUAACUAGCA
Malania oleifera is the source of this 1035-nucleotide messenger RNA. Its product is annotated as LOB domain-containing protein 4. Lineage: Eukaryota; Viridiplantae; Streptophyta; Magnoliopsida; Santalales; Ximeniaceae. The transcript is spliced from 2 exons. The coding region runs from base 275 to 781 and encodes 168 amino acids. The record is from RefSeq and is a predicted model, not a curated record.